AUGGAACCGAAACUCUCCAUUUCCUUCUUCUUCUUCCUCUUCCUCUCCAUCUCCACCGCAGCUCCUCCGGCUAACGAUACGGAUGCUCUAACGCUCUUCCGCCUCCAAACCGACACCCACGGCAACCUCCGCUCCAACUGGACCACCACCACCACCUCAAACGUCCCCUGCUCCUGGCUCGGCGUCGGCUGCUCUGCCGACACCGGUCGAGUCAUCUCCCUCACCCUCCCUUCCCUCUCCCUCCGCGGCCCGAUCAGCUCCCUCGCCUCCCUCGACCAGCUCCGCUACCUCGACCUCCACGACAACCGCCUCAACGGCACCGUUGCCCCCAUCGCCAACUGCUCCAACCUCAAGCUCGUCUACCUCGCCGGGAACGACUUCUCCGGCGAGAUCCCUCGUUCGAUCUCCUCCCUCCACCGGCUCCUCCGCUUGGACCUGUCGGACAACAACCUCGGCGGUUCCAUCCCUCCGGAAAUUGGCAAUUUGACCAAGCUCUUGACUCUUCGGCUCCAGAGCAAUGCCCUCACCGGCCGAAUUCCGGACAUCUCCGGCUCCAUCCCCGGACUGAAAGAGCUGAAUCUGUCCAACAACGAGCUGUACGGAAGGGUCCCCGACGGGUUGGAGAAGAAAUUCGGCCGCCGGGGCUUCUUCGGAAACGAAGGGCUCUGCGGAUCCGGCCCUUCGCUCCCCGUGUGUUCAUUUACAGGGGACGAAACGGUGCCGUCGAACCCAACCACGAUCCCGCAAUGGAGCAGCCCUCCGGUGGUGGAAAGCCAGACCUCGCAGCGGCCGGGGCACAGAGGAUUGAGCACCGCAGCGAUGGCGGCGAUGAUCAUCGUCGUCUGCGUAACAUUCCUCGUCGCGGCGUCGUUCCUAGUCGCCUACUGCUGCGGCGGAGUAGGAGACGGGGGAUCGUCGAAGGUCGGGAGCGAGAUCGAGAGCGGGAAAAGGAGGAGCAGCGAGAGCGACGGGGUGGAGAGGAGCAAGCUGGUGUUCUAUGACGGCGGGAGGGACCAGCCGCCGCCGUUCGAAUUGGAGGAUCUGCUCAAGGCGUCGGCGGAGAUGCUGGGGAAGGGGAGCCUGGGGACGGUGUACAAGGCGGUGCUGGACGACGGCAGGUGGACGGUGGCCGUGAAGCGGCUGAAGGACGCGAAUCCUUGUGGGAGAAGGGAGUUCGAGCAGUACAUGGAAGUGAUCGGGAAGCUGAAGCAUCGUAAUAUCGUCAGGUUCAGAGCUUAUUACUAUGCCAAAGAAGAGAAGCUUCUGGUUUACGAUUUCAUGCCCAACGGCAGCCUCCACUGGCUUCUCCACGGGAACAGAGGACCGGGCCGAAUCCCACUGGACUGGACCACGAGGAUCAGCCUGGUACUCGGAUCCGCCCGUGGGCUAGCCAAGAUCCACGAGGAAUACCGGUCGGCCCGAAUCCCCCACGGCAACGUGAAAUCCUCCAAUGUCCUCCUCGACAGAAACGGCGUCGCUUGCAUCGCGGAUUUCGGCCUCUCCCUGUUGCUAAACCCGGUCCAUGCCGUCGCCAGGCUGGGCGGGUACCGAGCUCCCGAGCAGAUGGAGACCAAACGGCUCUCUCAGAACUCCGACGUGUACAGCUUCGGCGUCCUCCUCCUCGAAGUCCUCACCGGAAGAGACCCCGACGAAGUCGUGGCAGCGGCGGCGGGGGCCGGGGAUCUGCCGGGGUGGGUGAGGUCGGUGGUGAAGGAGGAGUGGACGGCGGAGGUGUUCGAUCAGGAGCUGAUGAGGUACAAGAACAUCGAGGAGGAGAUGGUGUCGAUGCUCCACGUGGCGCUCGCCUGCGUGGCUUCGGCGCCGGAGAAGAGGCCCGAGAUGGUGGAGGUGGUGAGGAUGAUUGAGGAGAUCAGGGUGGAGCAGUCGCCGUUGAGGGAGGAUUGCGACGAGUCGAGGAACUCGCUCUCGCCGUCGCUUGCUACUACGGAAGAUUGAAUUGGAGGGGUUCUCAUCUCUUUCGUAAGUGUAGUAAGUUAUUUUUUUAUCGUAAGUGUAGUAAGUUAUUUUUUUAGUUGAUUAUAUUACUUGUUGUUUAUGUUGGAUCUCUCAAGCCCAACAAAGUUUGUAGAUGGUAGCUAGUUGCCUAGUGUGGUACUUGUUUUUGUUCAAGUCUUUGUUCGUGUGAAGUGCUCUUGUUCAUUUGUCUUGAGAUGUGUUCGUUUGUUGUUAUUAUUUGCCAAAUAACUGAAUAAGAUCAUAGUUGUGAAGGUUGAGGUGGUAUUUUCAUCAAAGGGUGUCAAAGAUUUGGAAUUAGUAAGUUAUUACUAACCGUUUUUACUUUUUUAAGUGACACAUUGGAAUCUGAAUUGGUAAAGGUCUGCAAGGCACUAUUAGAUUACUUUAUAUGAAUUUAUGGAAGU
Linum tenue is the source of this 2381-nucleotide messenger RNA. Lineage: Eukaryota; Viridiplantae; Streptophyta; Magnoliopsida; Malpighiales; Linaceae. The record is from the annotation of a GenBank genome assembly.